CCUAAUAUAAGAGCACGUUGGCCACGCCACGCCUCUAGACCACGCCACGCCUCUAGGCUACGCCCCGCAUCUAGGUCACGCCCCGCCUUCUAGGCCACGCCCCCUCUGAGUUGACAGCUGGGUUUCCUUUCAAAAUGGCGGCGUCCUAUGUGCGGAUGUGCUGCGGUGCUUCGAGGACUUUUCUAUGCGGGAUUCGGUACACGGGGGUCACCGCAGGAUUGUGCAGGACUAAAAUAUCUUCCACGCAACUCAGAUUAUGUCCAAUAAGGCAGUAUUCAUCUUCUCAAGCGAGGUACGGCCUCGGCCAAAGCGUCGCUUCAGGAUUGAAAUGGGCAAAUGAAAAGUACAAGAGGUUCCUUCAGAGACGCUUCCCUCGGUUUUACGUCCUCUAUUCCACAUUCAUACGAGGGUUUCGACUCUUAUUUGAGGAUGCCCUAGAAGUGCAUAGGAUUAGAAUUCGGAUGAUCAAGAACAACAUCGAUCCCAAGAAGUUGCCCUACCGUGAAAUGGAGAAGCUCAGACAGUUUCACAGAGACAUGAUCAAAGCCGUCCCUCUGGUGAUCAUCUCCAUUCCUCCUUUUGCCAACUACCUGGUGUUCGUUUUAAUGUACCUCUAUCCCCGCCAGCUUCUGAUCCGUCAAUUCUGGACACCGCAGCAGCUCUUGGAGUUUCAGGGAGUGUAUCACGCUCAGAGAGCGCAGCAUCACCUGCCACUGCUCAGCGGGUUAAAAACCACAGCGUCGCACAUCACACAUGAGCAACUGAAGAGCCGACUGACGGAGCUGUGCAGGAAAGUCCAGAGUGGCGCUCAGCCGGCUGUAUCUGAUCUCCAUGCAGUGAGAGCUUUAUUCUCAGGGCCUCCACUGGGUAUCAGAAGGCUGAGUGCAGAUCAGAUGAGGCACCUUUGCCCGUUGCUCUUCCUAACACCCCGCCUCCCGGCUUUCUGGAUUGGCCAGCGCUUGAAUAGUCACGCCCUCGAGUUAAUGCACCUGGACCGUGCCAUCAUCAACAUGGGCCUCCACCAGCUCGAUGACACAGAGCUCAAAGAGGCGUGUUACAUGAGAGGGCUCAACGUGGAGCUUCUGAGUCCCGCACAGAGCCGAGACUGGCUGUCAGAGUGGCUUCAGUUCUCGGUGCAUCUUAAAGAAUCCGAGACCUCGCUGUAUUUGCAUGGCAUGAUGCUCCUGACAAUGAACUACCCACAAAACCCACCACGCAGCUGACCCCAAUCCCUGGGGUUCUCAGCCUCGGUGACCAGCAGUAAAGUAUACAGAAACUCUGAUGGAGAAGGAAGACUGAUUGAGUCAGCGAGUACCGUUAUCAGCGAUGUGCCAAGGCCAGCUUCAGGAUCAAACUUGCUUCCCAAUUACAGUGUUGAGUGAAUAUGAAAGGGAAUGAUGGCAAUCUUUUACUUAUCUUUAGACUUUUGUUUACAUGAGCGAAGUGAUUAGAGGUCGGCAGGGAAUCGCGAUGAAAGCGGUAGGGUAGAAACAACAGCUAGCGGAAGUCGGGCUUUUCAGACUUCUGUAAAUGGGGGAAUUGAAUCACAUGCCACAUUUACGUACACACAAACACAGAAUGUACCUCAGAAACACAAAUAUUUUCAGCCAUUAAUGAGCAUGAAUAUGUGUAUAGAAAAAACCCAUCUGUUUACAUGGACUGGUGUGGUUUUUGUACCACAAAUUAGUGUUUCUUUCCAAUUCAGCAUGUUCUUUGCUGCUUUUUUUUUGUUUUCCCCUCUGCAUACACUUUCUCCCAUGCACACAAUCCAUCUGUACUCUGGAGCCUGACUGAUUUCAUCAUUAGAAUCAUGAGGACCUUUUAAGGGUUGCCAGGUCCUCAAAACAAGAAGCCAAAAGCAUAAAGAUAAAAUAAAACAAUAUAUGCAACUUCAUUUAUAAUUGAAAUGAACAUGAAGCAACACCAUAAAAUACUUUUGUGGUGUAGUGUUUAAUUUUCUUAUAUAUCAGUAUAAUUAUACACCACAAUGUAUUUAUAAGUCAUUUAUUAUUUGUACUUCAUAUUAAUUGACAUUGAUAUACUAAUUUAAUCAUAUGCAGUGCACUGCUGAAUAAAACCUGUGGAAUAUGAGUUCGUUUAGAUUAUAUUAGAUUUUUUAUUAGUGCUUUCACAAAGUUACUUGCUACAAAAAUAAUAAUGUAUUUAUUGUGUGCUCAGAUUAUUAUAAUUUUUUUAUUUAAAAAGCUAAAUACGGCUUCAUUGAUCAUUCACCUUCACUGUGCACACUAUCCUUUUAAAUCAAUUCCAGAUUAGACUUGUCUCGGCUGUUUAUCUAUGAGCUUUGUACGUUUUUUAUUUUUUCGAUGAACGUUGCACUUUUUUUUGUUUUUCUUUAAACCUAACAUAGAUUAGAUGGAGAAUGUUUGAGCCUAGAAGUAUUCAGAUCAUGACACAAGCUUUCAAUCGGAUUGAAACUUCCAAAAGAAAAAAAAAACGUUUUAUUUAAUUUAUUUUUAUUUGUAUAGCGCUUUAAACAACGAACAUUGUCUGAAAGCAGCUUUACAGAGAUAAAACGUUAUGAAGUUGUAUAAAAGAGUUUAUAAGUUUUAAUGCCUACAAAUUUGUUCCUUAUAAUUGUACGUUUAUCCCUAAUGAGCGAGCCGGUGGCUACUGUGGCAAUGGAAAAAACACUGAAACGGCAACAGUAGGAAACCUUGAGGAGAACCAGAUUCAAAGAGGAACCUCAUCUUAUUGGCACCUGAUGUCCAGUAAUUAUAGUUCCAUCAUUUUUGAGGUGUGCUGUUCAAUGAACUAUUUUGUUAAGCUAUUUUAUUGUGUACAUUGCCACCAGUUUUACAGUGGAUAUCAGACAGCGUUUCUGUCAGACAAUUUUGACUGGCUGUUUACACUCCUGGGCAAAAGAACAAUAAAAUAUAAAGCUUUACAACAAA
Molecule: messenger RNA, 2912 nt
Organism: Silurus meridionalis
Lineage: Eukaryota; Metazoa; Chordata; Actinopteri; Siluriformes; Siluridae
Gene: letmd1
Product: LETM1 domain containing 1
Exons: 9
Coding region: 135-1223 (362 amino acids)
Biological process (GO): intracellular monoatomic cation homeostasis
Cellular component (GO): mitochondrial inner membrane
Molecular function (GO): ribosome binding
Source: RefSeq, a predicted model, not a curated record